Messenger RNA from Triticum dicoccoides, 918 nucleotides. RefSeq names its product WRKY transcription factor WRKY28-like. The transcript has 3 exons. Gene Ontology annotation, biological process: regulation of DNA-templated transcription. Gene Ontology annotation, molecular function: sequence-specific DNA binding; DNA-binding transcription factor activity. The record is from RefSeq and is a predicted model, not a curated record. Lineage: Eukaryota; Viridiplantae; Streptophyta; Magnoliopsida; Poales; Poaceae. Bases 1 to 918 code for a protein of 305 amino acids.
AUGGCGGCACUUGUCACUCCGGCUGCUUCAGUGGUGUCCGAGCUGGUGGUGCGGGGACGGGAGUCCGCCGCCGUCCUCGAGGCCUUGCUCCAGGGGAGCUCGCCGCAGGAGCACGGCGGGAUCCGGGAGCUCGCAGCGGAGAUUCUUCUCUGCUGCGACCGCGCACUCGCCGCGCUCCACGGCUGCCACGGCGUCGACGCGAUCGCGCACGCCGGCAGGAAGCGCAAGUCGGGGCCCGACGGCGCAGCCGCUCAGACCAGGCCGAAAAGAUGGAUGCGCGCGAGCAGCGGAUCGACGGCGACGAGAGUCGAGAAGCGGUCGACGGCGGAGGACGGCUUCAUAUGGAGGAAGUACGGGCAGAAGGAGAUCACGCACAGCAAGCACCCGAGGCUCUACUUCAGGUGCUCCUACAAGCACGACAUCGGCUGCCCGGCGACGAGGCAGGUCCAGCAGGCGGACGACGACCUCUCCCUCUACGUCAUCACCUACUUCGGCGACCACACCUGCUGCCAAGGCAACGGAGCCGUCGCCGCCGCAGAGGAAGAAGACGUCAAGAUGCAGCCGUUCGUCAUCAACUUCGGGUCGGCCACAGCGAGCAGCACCAGCGGUUCGCCUUGGCAAAACUCUCACGACGGUGAUGGCCGGAGCGAGAUUUCACGCUUGCCGCAGGCCUUAUGCUUGCCGGAGGGGGGAGAAGACGAACUAGGAUUGAAGGUGACCAAAGUUGAGACAACUUCGUUAGACUCGCAGCCAGCGGGCCCGGCGGCGGCAGAGCUGAGCUCGUCACCCGACGUUUCUUGUGCUUCCCCGGCAUGGGAUCCUUUAUCCAGCUGCUUGGAGUGGGAUCAAUUCACCGAGAGCUCAUUCGAUUUCGUUAGUGAAUUCAUCAAUUUUGAGGGCAUUGCUUUGUACCAAUAG